Messenger RNA from Eimeria necatrix, 351 nucleotides. RefSeq lists its product as hypothetical. Lineage: Eukaryota; Apicomplexa; Conoidasida; Eucoccidiorida; Eimeriidae. Gene Ontology annotation, molecular function: NAD+ poly-ADP-ribosyltransferase activity. The record is from RefSeq and is a predicted model, not a curated record. Bases 1 to 351 code for a protein of 116 amino acids. The transcript has a single exon.
AUGAAACAACAGCAGCAAACAGCAGCAAAAUUCGAAAACAGCUGCAGCAGCAGCAGAAACAGCAGCAGCAGUGACAGAAACAGCAGCAGCGCAAGCAGCAGAGCAGCAGCAACAGCAGAAACAGCAGCAGCAGCACAAGCAGCAGAGCAGCAGCAGAAACAGCAGCAGCAGCACAAGCAGCAGCACAAACAGCAGCAGCAGAAACAUGAACAGCAGCAGCAGCAGCACAAGCAGCAGCACAAACAGCAGCAGCAGAAACAUGAACAGCAGCAGCAGCAGCAGCAGCAGCAGCACAAGCAGCAGCACAAACAGCAGCAGCAGAAACAUGACCAGCAGCAGCAGCAGCAGUAG